Wallemia mellicola CBS 633.66 is the source of this 2090-nucleotide messenger RNA. Its product is annotated as Creatinase/aminopeptidase. The transcript has 10 exons. Bases 18 to 1895 code for a protein of 625 amino acids. Lineage: Eukaryota; Fungi; Basidiomycota; Wallemiomycetes; Wallemiales; Wallemiaceae. The record is from RefSeq and is a predicted model, not a curated record. Gene Ontology annotation, molecular function: metalloaminopeptidase activity.
UACUUGCAUCAUCGACAAUGUUUAGCUGUAUAUUUGGCAGAGACACAGAAAACAAACACACUUAUGAGAAGGUUCCUAUCGAACAUUUGCCAUCAUUUGAAACGAAAUUGCUACAAACGUCACAAACGGAGUUAAACGACAGACUCGAGGAUUUCAGAGAGCUGCUUACGGAUAACAAGCUCGAUUAUUAUAUCGUACCCACUACAGAUGCACACGCGUCUGAGUAUGUCGCAGACGCGGACGCUCGUUUGGCAUUCCUUUCUGGAUUUACGGGAAGCUCUGGUGUUGCUAUCGUCGGUGCAUACGAUGCACACCUUUGGACGGAUUCUCGCUACUACAUCCAAGCAGAGCGCGAGCUUAGCAGGGCAUGGACGCUCCAUAAAGACGGUUUACCAGGUGUUCCAACCUGGACAGAAUGGUUGUCUAAAUACACGCAAUCUGCGCGCAUUGGAGUUGACCCAAAGUUGAUGACUUACAAACAAGCAACAUCCAUCGAAGACAUACUGCGUGACGUUGAAUCACAAUUGAUAUACACAGAACACAACCUCAUAGACCAGAUUUGGUAUGAAAGGCCAGCACUCCCUCUCAGACCACUGUUUGUGCUCGGAAUGGAGUUCACUGGUAAACACGCGAGCGAGAAAUUGAAAGACGUCGAUAACUGGCUGGGUCCUAAACGUGCAUUUAUCGCUAGCGCCCUCGAUGAUAUAGCUUGGGUGCUUAACUUAAGGUGUCAGGAUAGCGUACCAUUUAAUCCUGUUUUCUACUCAUAUCUGCUUAUUUCACAGUCAAAGAAGGUGCUUUUCGUACACAAAGAUCAACUCACUGGUGUCGUUUCCGACUAUCUGAGUGACUUGAACGUCGAGAUAAAGGAUUAUGCAAAUAUUGACAAUACUCUGAAGAGUGUUUCGAGCAACUACACAACAAUUUUUGCGUCAGAGACCGUAUCUCGUGCUGUAGCAUCCGAUAGUGGAUUUAGCCGCAUCAGGACUACGACAUCACCAAUCACCUUGGCUAAAGCCGCAAAGAACCCAGUCGAGCUCAAGGGAGCACGCGAAGCGUACAAGCGUGAUGGAUUAGCAUUCGUUCGCUUCCUUGCAUGGCUCGAUGGUCAAGUCAGAGCCGGUAAUCCUGAUCUAACAGAAUGGAACGUUAGUGCAAAGUUCGACGAAAUCAGAAGCAAAUUGCCAUUAUUCAAAGGUCUCGCGUAUGAGAAUAUAUCAGCUACUGGUGCAAAUGCAGCAUUACCACAUUACUCAACAUCGAAAGACAACUCGCCAAAAUUGGAUUUAACAACGCCAUAUCUCAAUGACUCUGGUGGUCAAUAUCUCGACGGUACUUGUGACACCACUCGAACUGUUCAUUUCGGCAAACCGACGAAAGAGCAAAAAGUUGCGUUCACGAGAGUUCUCCAAGGUCAUAUUGCUAUUGACUCGCUCGUCUUCCCUGAAGGCACGACUGGCGGUCAUAUUGACGUAUUAGCUAGACGUCCACUAUGGCUCGAAAAUCUAGAUUUCGGUCAUGGAACUGGUCAUGGUAUAGGUGCAUACUUGAAUGUGCACGAAGGACCACACGGCAUAAACAAGGGUCUAUCGUUCGCACAAUUCCCUUUGCGUGUUGGAUGUAUGAACUCCAAUGAGCCUGGAUACUAUGCCGAAAACAAAUUUGGUAUGCGUAUCGAGUCGGUUGUCACAGUUAAGGAAUCUUCUAAGAAGGGAUGGUUGAAAUACGAGAGACUGACUAAAGUACCUAUCGAUAAGCGUUUGGUAGACUACUCGCUCCUCACACAAUUCGAGAAAGACUGGUUAAAUGCUCACAAUGAAGACGUCAAGCAGACGCUUUUACCACUCCUCGACAAAUCUGACAAGUUGACCAGAAAAUGGUUACAAUUACAGUAAAUGGAUACAUGUCCUUUUUGACUUAUUACAAUCUCGCUGUUGUUCUUCUUUCUUGGGAUAUUUUCACACGUUCCAAUUCAGGUAUCUGGUUAGGGGCGUCGACGAUGAAAGAAGCUGGCCUCUGGCACGCAAUUUCAGCGACGCGUAUCAUAACCCGUCUGGGUAUGUCAAUUUGGGAGUAGGCGAGAAUGAAGA